Sphaeramia orbicularis (orbiculate cardinalfish) is the source of this 1237-nucleotide messenger RNA. It is a transcript of the gene c1d, whose product is annotated as C1D nuclear receptor corepressor. NCBI's taxonomy places the organism in Eukaryota, Metazoa, Chordata, Actinopteri, Kurtiformes, Apogonidae. The record is from RefSeq and is a predicted model, not a curated record. The transcript is spliced from 4 exons. Gene Ontology annotation, cellular component: nucleolus; exosome (RNase complex). Bases 1 to 468 code for a protein of 155 amino acids. Gene Ontology annotation, biological process: regulation of gene expression; maturation of 5.8S rRNA. Gene Ontology annotation, molecular function: RNA binding; DNA binding.
AUGGCUGGAGACAUACGAAAUGAAGACUACCCUUACGAGAUAGACGAACAGCUCACAGGAUUCGACUCCUCAGUGUCGUCUGUUAAAACCAUGUUGGAGACUUUGAUUUCGAUGCCCAGGAAUGACAUCCCGCAGAAGUUGGAUCCUUUGGACCAAGCCAAGCUGGAUCUGAUGUCUGCCUACACCCUUAAUUCUUUAUUCUGGAUGUACUUGGUUACGCAAGGAGUAAAUCCAAGAGAACAUGGGAUCAAACAGGAAUUGGAGAGAAUAAGGACAUACAUGAACAAAGUAAAGGAGAUCACAGACAAGAAGAAAGCAGCCCGUCUGGAUAAAGGGGCUGCAGCACGUUUUCUCAGGAAUGCUCUGUAUGAUGCAGACGAUGCAGAUUCAAAGAAAAAAUCUGCAUCCAAGAAAGCAGCGGACACAACAUCUGAUGCCCCUCAGCCAAAACAUCCAAAGCACAGCUGAAGAAAACAAGACCCUGGAUAAUGUGGUCCAGUUGUAAAUGGUUCUGCUUAUGGGGACUUAACAUUUGUGCAACAUUCAUUUCAGGACAAUAUAAUGCAGAAAACAACAUACGCUUUGCAGUUGGUGUUAUUCUGUCGUCGGGUCUUGGUCCAUGUUGCUGAGUGCAUGAGAUCCACAGACUCUCAUAGAGACUCAUAAAUCUCUGUGGUACAGAAUUCCAAGUUUUGAUAAACAUCUCUGUGGAAGCUGGCAGCGGUUUCAGAAUUGAAGAAAUAUUUUUCUGCUGAAUUUUUGUAAUGUGAGAUGUAUUUAUGAAAGGACUAUUAAGACAAAGUCAUACUUCUUCUGUAGCUGUCAUGUAGGAUGAUAUGGUUCUUUAUUUUAUCAGAAAGAGAAAUGUACAAUUUGACAUUGACCCUGUGAACUUCUUUCUUUUUUCUUUGUGCAUGUGAAUUCAUACGCUGUACUGACAAAAUUUGGUGGUUGUUUUUUUACAAGCUAUAAGAAAGUAAACAAUAUACCCAUCAAAGCUUUGAGUGGUAAUUUUCUGUUCAUUCAGUAUAUUUACAUAAUACAUUUAAUGGCACCUUAGGCCUUGGAGUCUACUAAGUUAAUGACUGACUAAAAAUUACAUUCAAUACCGACAAUCUAUAAUAUAUAACCUGAGAAGAUGACUGACAGGGACCAAAAGCUGUUUGCUGUAACUUGCAUAGGAUAAGUGUGUGAGUAUAAUUUUAAAAUAUGAAAAGUUAAUUAAUGGUGAGCUGCU